Messenger RNA from Phaethon lepturus (White-tailed tropicbird), 3520 nucleotides. RefSeq names its product myomesin 1 (gene MYOM1). NCBI's taxonomy places the organism in Eukaryota, Metazoa, Chordata, Aves, Phaethontiformes, Phaethontidae. Gene Ontology annotation, molecular function: kinase binding. The record is from RefSeq and is a predicted model, not a curated record.
ACUCUUCUGUUAUAUUUAUAUUCAGCAACGUGCAAUAGAAACAAAAUUAGAAGACAUCCAUGAUGUCUUUACCUUUCUACCAAAGGCACCAUGAGCACUAUGACCGUGCGUACCGCCAUAAAGCCCUGCAGUCCACUGUAAGCCAGUACCAAAAGGAAUCAAAGAGCAGAUCUGCUGUCUAUGCUCAAGGAUCUACAGCUUACGCGAGGGGCUCUGCAGCCUAUCGACAUGCAUCUGCAGCAGACUUCAGCCUUGACUCUUCAGCAGCGUAUAGUCGUGGCUCUUCAGCCUAUGACCUUGAGUCAGCAGCCUACAGCUAUGGAUCUACAGCCUAUGAUCACUCUGCUGCACAGAGUAAAAGAUCUGCUGCAUACAGUCUUGACUCUCAGUCCCUCAGCAAGAGCUCAUCUGCCUACAGCCAUGGAUCUGAAUCCAUCAACAAACUGGCUGCAGCAUACAGACUGGUCUGAAGCCUACAGUCUUGGACUGAAAGAUUCCAAUUUAAUGAUUGAAGAUCAAUCCUAUAAGAUGAGUCCCAAAGCAAAGAGAGCAAAACAGAAUUUGGUAUCUGAGGACAAAGAGAAUGAAGCCAUAGACUACUCAGUGCCCAUAUUCACAGGACGAGAAGUGAGUAUCAGUGGGAUCACAGACACGGAAGAAGAAAGAAUUAAAGAAAGUGCUGCAUAUGUUGCCAAGAGGAACCUUUUUGCCACAGGUGAAGGAGUUAGUGUCAGCAAAGUGGCCAAGUCAACUUCUGAAGAGGAGCAUCAUGAAAAAAAAUCAAGGAAAGUAGCGAUCCGGGAGUCUGCUGAACGUGUGGCCCUGAAGAAAACGCUAGAAGAUACUCAGGCCUUCCACAAAAAGUUGAAUCAAGAUAAACUUUUACAUGCUCCUGAGUUUAUUAUCGAGCCUCGUUCUCACACAAUCUGGGAAAAGCAAAAUGUCAAAUUUCAUUGUUCUGUGGCUGGCUGGCCAGCACCCCGUGUUACAUGGUACAAAAACAACGUGCCCAUCAAUGUACAGACUCACCCUGGCAAGUAUAUAAUUGAAAGUCGAUAUGGGCUGCACUCACUGGAGAUUAGCACAUGCGAUUUUGACGACAUUGCUCAGUAUCGGGCCUCUGCUAUGAAUGUUAAAGGAGAAAUUUCAGCUUAUGCUUCCCUGGUGGUAAAGAGGUACAAAGGAGAAAUUGAUGCAAGUCUUUUACAUGCUGGAACUUCUUCCAUGCCUCUGGGUUUUGGCGUUACCCCUCAUGGCUAUGCUUCCAGGUUUGAAAUCAGCUUUGUCGACAAGUUUGAUGUAGCCUUUGGGAGAGAAGGCGAGACAAUGAGUCUGGGAUGCACAGUUGUCAUCUGUCCUGAUAUCAAGCGCUUCAAACCAGACAUCGAAUGGUACAGAAAUGGUGUUCUUAUUACACCAUCCAAAUGGGUCCAGAUGCACUGGAGUGGGGAGCGAGCUUCGUUAACACUGACUCAUGCAAACAAGGAAGAUGAAGGUCUUUACACUCUACGAGUGGUGAUGGGAGACUACUAUGAAGAGUACAGCAGUUAUGUCUUUGUUCGAGAUGCUGAUGCUGAAAUCCCCGGAGCCCCUGGCGCACCACUGGACGUGCAGUGCUUAGAUGCCAACAAAGAUUAUGUCAUUGUCUCCUGGAAGCAGCCCGCUGUCGAUGGAGGAAACUCCAUUCUCGGAUAUUUCAUUGACAGGUGUGAGGUUGGCACCACCCACUGGACCCAGUGCAAUGAGACUCCCGUGAAGUUUGCUCGUUUUCCCGUCACUGGUCUGAUCGAAGGCCGCUCCUACGUUUUCCGAGUCCGAGCUGUGAACAAAGCCGGCAUUAGCCGCCCAUCCCGAGUGUCAGAGCCCGUGGCUGCUCUGGACCCUGCUGACAGAGCCAGGCUUAGAGGUCACCCUUCUGCUCCCUGGACUGGACAGAUUAUUGUCACUGAGGAAGAACCUGCAGAGGGUGUUGUUCCUGGUCCACCUACAGACCUCCAAGUUAUUGAAGCCACCAAGAACUAUGUUGUGCUUAGCUGGAAACCUCCUGGACAGCGGGGCCAUGAGGGUAUCAUGUACUUUGUGGAAAAGUGUGUUGCCGGCACAGAGGACUGGCAAAGGGUGAACACCGAGAUCCCUGUGAAGUCUCCUCGCUUUGCAGUUUUUGAUUUGGCUGAAGGCAAAUCCUACUGCUUCCGAGUUCGCUGUUGCAAUUCAGCUGGUAUUGGUGAACCGUCAGAAGCAACUGAAGCCACUGUGGUGGACAACAAACUUGAUAUUCCCAAAGCUCCUGGGCGUAUUAUGCCAACUAGGAAUACAGAUACCUCAGUUGUUGUCACUUGGACAGAGCCCCCAGAUGCUAAGGAGCUGGUUGGGUACUACAUUGAGUCAAGUGUAGUUGGAUCUGGUCAUUGGGAACCAUGCAACAACAAUCCAGUGAAAGGCACAAGAUUCAUUUGCCAUGGGCUCGUCAACGGUGAGAAGUACAUUUUCAGAGUCAGAGCUGUUAAUGCAGCGGGACUCAGUGAAUUUUCACAGGACUCGGAGCCUAUAGAAGUGCAAGCGGCCAUUGGGGGAGGAUUGCUUCAUGCUGCUCCAUCUCCACCUUGUGACAUCAUGGUACUUGAGAGUGUUCGUGACUCGAUGGUAUUAGGAUGGAAACAACCUAAAGUCACUGGUGGAACUGAAAUUACCGGCUACUACGUGAACUAUCGUGAACUGGUUGAUGGAGUUCCUGGGAAAUGGAUGGAGGCCAACAUUAAGGCCAUUAGUGAGAGGGCAUACAGGAUUCAAAACCUGAAGGAAAACAUGGUGUACCAGUUCCAGGUGGCUGCUGCUAACCUGGCUGGGGUUGGGACACCCUCCCUACCCAGCCAGCCCUUCAAAUGUGAAGAAUGGACCAUUGCUGUACCUGGGCCACCUCAUGAUGUCACAUGCACAGAAGUUAGGAAGGACUCUUUGGUUUUACUGUGGAAGGAACCAGUUUAUACUGGUCGUAGUCCCAUAGCUGGUUAUUAUGUUGAUAUGAAGGAAACUGAAGCAAAGGAGGAACGCUGGAGAAGUGUCAAUGAGAAGCCACUUCAAAAGAAAUUCUUGAAGUUAGGUGGCCUAAAAGAAGGUGUGAGCUAUGUGUUUCGUGUGCGGGCAACAAACCAGGCUGGUGUUGGGAAACCAUCAGAUGUCACGGAUCCUGUCGUAGCUGAAACACGACCAGGAACCAAGGAAGUGGUGGUUGAUGUAGAUGACAACGGAGUCAUUUCCUUGAACUUUGAAUGUGAUCAGAUGUCUCCAAACUCCAAGUUUGUUUGGUCCAAGAAUUAUGAACCAAUUGAAGAUGAUUCUCGACUGAACAUCGAUACCAAAGGCGGAAAGUCAAAAGCUACCUUUAAGGACCUUGGAGAAGAUGAUUUGGGAAUUUACUCUUGUGUUGUUACAGACACUGAUGGAGUUUCAUCAAGCCACACAAUUGAUGAGGAAGAAAUGAAACGUCUGCUUGCUCUGAGCCACGAACGCAAAUUCCCAA